CAAUAGCAGAGGGGGAUCGGGGAGACAUCAGGAGCUCUCUCGGCAGUCUCCCCUCUCCCUGGCAGACCCGUCUCUGUCUCUCCGCACAGAGCUCUCAUUCAGACCCCGCUCUGCCCUUCCUGCUCUCACUGGGUGGCUUUUUCCUCCUCUUUGGGGCCGAAACAACGAAUUUCCUCCCAACGGCCGCGUCGGUGGUCCCCACAUUCCUCUGGAGGAGCAGAUCUAGGGAAGGGGAGGGGGUGGAUUGGAAAAAGCCCAGACUCCGGGACUCAACACAGCCUUCCUGAAUCCUACCCUCCGUCAGGGUUCCCUAGAAAAAUCUGGAUGUGUUGAAAACAGCCGUUCCUGCCAAUGCAGCCCUUCCACGACUAAGGUAUCCUCUUGACCUACUACCCAAGGUGAAUGGGAAUGGCUAUGAACGUCUUCAUGAAGCCCCGUAUCUUCAGUUGUAAAGAUGAAAGCUUAUGGAGAGGCUUCCUUGAAGCAUUGUCUUAGUGUGGAGUUCAUCAUUCUCCAUUCCACGCCUCCUGUUCCUCAAAAGGAACAGAUGUGUUGAGAUGGAAAAGAUGGCAACUAUAUGUCCAUGGAGGCAUUUUUAAAGGCAUCUUCUCAGAAGGACAGUGUAAUGGAGGACUGCUCUGCCUUGGAGUUUUCCUAAGGAAUCCUUGUCCUUGGGACGUGUUGGAUGGUCCCUGCGUCUUCAAGCCUCACACGUACUGGAAUUCCCUCCCAGGAUUAAGAGAGUGCUGCUCUCUCCUGCAAUGGGCUCCUGAGAAAACAGCUGGGUGUGUCUUUAACCUCGGGCUCUGUCUAUGACCCACCGCUGGGGCUCCUCUCCUGGGUCUUUUGCUCCCCGGAAAGCCCUCUCUGUCUGCAGGCUUGCUUCCCGGCUUUGCUUGCUUGGAAUCGUGUCAUACACAGCCCUGCGGAUGUGGCAGUGAACAAUGUCGAGACCCAAGGGACUGUUAUGGGUGCCGCUGUUCUUCACGCCCGUCUGCGUCAUGCUGAACUCCAGUGUUCUCCUGUGGAUAACGGCUCUUGUCAUCCGCUUCACGCUCAUCGACAGCCAAGCCCAGUACCCGGUCGUCAACACAAAUUAUGGCAAAAUCCGGGGCCUAAGAACACCAUUGCCCAAUGAGAUUCUGGGUCCAGUGGAACAGUACUUGGGGGUCCCCUAUGCCUCGCCCCCUACUGGAGAGAGGCGAUUUCAGCCCCCGGAGCCCCCUUCUUCAUGGACUGGAGUUCGGAACGCCACCCAGUUCGCGGCUGUGUGCCCCCAGCAUCUCGAUGAGAGGUCCUUAUUGCACGAUAUGCUGCCCAUCUGGUUUACUGCGAAUCUGGAUACUUUAAUGACCUAUGUGCAAGAUCAGAAUGAAGACUGCCUUUACUUAAACAUCUACGUGCCCACGGAAGAUGACAUCCAUGAUCAGAACAGUAAGAAGCCGGUCAUGGUCUAUAUCCACGGCGGGUCUUACAUGGAGGGCACCGGCAAUAUGAUAGAUGGGAGCGUUCUGGCAAGCUACGGCAAUGUCAUCGUGAUAACCAUUAACUACCGGCUGGGCAUUCUAGGGUUUUUAAGUACCGGCGACCAGGCGGCCAAAGGCAACUACGGGCUCCUGGAUCAGAUCCAGGCGCUACGGUGGAUUGAGGAGAACGUCGGGGCCUUCGGCGGCGACCCCAAGCGAGUGACCAUCUUCGGCUCCGGGGCGGGAGCCUCUUGCGUCAGUCUGUUGACCUUGUCGCACUAUUCAGAAGGUCUGUUCCAGAAGGCCAUCAUCCAGAGUGGCACGGCCCUGUCCAGCUGGGCGGUGAACUACCAGCCUGCCAAGUACACGCGGAUAUUGGCAGAUAAGGUUGGCUGCAACAUGCUGGAUACGACCGACAUGGUAGAAUGUCUUCGGAAUAAGAACUACAAAGAACUCAUUCAGCAGACGAUCACCCCCGCCACGUACCACAUUUCCUUCGGCCCCGUCAUCGACGGCGACGUGAUCCCGGACGACCCUCAGAUUCUGAUGGAGCAGGGGGAGUUCCUGAACUACGACAUCAUGCUGGGCGUCAACCAGGGGGAAGGCCUGAAGUUUGUGGACGGCAUCGUGGACAACGAGGACGGCGUGACGCCCAACGACUUUGACUUCUCCGUGUCCAACUUUGUGGACAACCUGUACGGCUACCCGGAGGGGAAAGACACGUUGCGGGAGACCAUCAAAUUCAUGUACACGGACUGGGCCGACAAAGAGAACCCGGAGACGCGGCGGAAAACCCUGGUGGCUCUCUUCACGGACCACCAGUGGGUGGCCCCCGCCGUGGCCACGGCCGACCUCCACGCCCAGUACGGCUCUCCGACCUACUUCUACGCCUUCUACCACCACUGCCAAAGCGAAAUGAAGCCCAGCUGGGCGGACUCGGCCCACGGCGAUGAAGUGCCCUAUGUCUUUGGGAUCCCCAUGAUCGGCCCUACCGAACUCUUCAGCUGUAACUUCUCCAAGAACGAUGUCAUGCUCAGCGCGGUGGUCAUGACCUACUGGACCAACUUCGCCAAAACCGGUGACCCGAACCAGCCUGUUCCUCAGGACACCAAGUUCAUUCACACAAAACCCAAUCGCUUCGAGGAAGUGGCGUGGUCCAAGUAUAACCCCAAAGACCAGCUCUAUCUGCAUAUUGGGCUAAAGCCCAGAGUGAGAGAUCACUACCGGGCUACCAAGGUGGCUUUCUGGCUGGAACUGGUUCCCCACCUGCACAACCUCAAUGAGAUCUUCCAGUAUGUGUCCACGACCACCAAGGUCCCCCCUCCUGACAUGACCUCGUUCCCCUAUGGCACCCGGCGGUCUCCCGCCAAGAUCUGGCCCACCACCAAACGCCCGGCCAUCACUCCUGCCAACAACCCCAAACAUUCCAAGGACCCUCACAAGACGGGGCCCGAGGACACCACCGUCCUCAUCGAAACCAAACGGGAUUACUCCACCGAACUCAGCGUCACCAUCGCCGUGGGGGCCUCCCUGCUCUUCCUCAACAUCCUGGCCUUUGCGGCUCUGUACUACAAGAAGGACAAGAGGCGCCACGAGACACACCGGCGCCCCAGCCCCCAGAGAAACACGACCAACGACAUCGCUCACAUCCAGAACGAGGAGAUCAUGUCGCUGCAGAUGAAGCAGCUGGAGCAUGACCACGAGUGUGAGUCCCUUCAGGCUCACGACACUCUGAGGCUAACCUGUCCCCCGGACUACACCCUGACCCUGCGCCGGUCUCCGGACGACAUCCCACUUAUGACACCAAACACCAUCACCAUGAUUCCCAACACACUGACGGGCAUGCAGCCGUUGCACACGUUCAACACCUUCAGCGGAGGACAAAACAGUACAAAUCUCCCCCACGGACACUCGACCACUCGGGUAUAGCUGUGCGGUUCCCUUCCCCGCCCUCGGCUCCUCCCCACCGGAGAGAGGGAGAAAGAGAGAAAAGCAACAUCUCCCCACGAGGAAUGUCUGUCAUCCCACUGACUUAGGACCGAAACGACCACCACCACCACCACAACAGAAACGCUGCGGGGCCACCAUCGCGCGUAUCCCCCGUGGACCCAUCCCACGGGCAUUUCCCAGUAUUACGAGAUCAACUUCUGACCCUGAGAAAUGUGAAAAUGAUUUCAUCGCCGUUCCAGGACCGUCAACAUCCCCAUCCCUCCAGCCAACGUUCAGCGUGACGAGGACAUCGCCCUCUCUCAAGGACCUGGGUGUUUCCAAUGCAACGAGAGAAGCUGGCCCUUUGGGAACUCAGCCAGGGACACUUAAAAAAGAAAAAAAUUUUUUUUUAAAUUACAAUGGAAAAACAAAACAAAACACAAAGUUCUUUACGUGCCAUAUGACGGAUGGCUCUACGGAAGGAUUGAAAGACAGUGGGCUUUAACCCUGCCUAUGGAGCUGUGAUCCAGAGAGAAGGAGAAGAAGAAUUUUCCUAUUAAAAGAGCAGACUCUGUAGUAACAUACCUAUAGUUCUGUGCAAACCUGUUUUGCCAGCCUGAACUAUAUUUAAGAAACUUUGUAAAAAAAAAGAAAAAGAAAAAGAAAAAAAUGUAUAUAGCUGUGAGUUUAAACAAAAACACACACAGAG
Molecule: messenger RNA, 4104 nt
Organism: Neogale vison (American mink)
Lineage: Eukaryota; Metazoa; Chordata; Mammalia; Carnivora; Mustelidae
Gene: NLGN4X
Product: neuroligin 4 X-linked
Exons: 8
Coding region: 945-3395 (816 amino acids)
Biological process (GO): synaptic vesicle endocytosis; neuron cell-cell adhesion; modulation of chemical synaptic transmission
Cellular component (GO): cell surface; synapse; postsynaptic specialization membrane
Molecular function (GO): signaling receptor activity; neurexin family protein binding
Source: RefSeq, a predicted model, not a curated record